Messenger RNA from Cuscuta epithymum, 1323 nucleotides. The record is from the annotation of a GenBank genome assembly. Lineage: Eukaryota; Viridiplantae; Streptophyta; Magnoliopsida; Solanales; Convolvulaceae.
ACCAGUGAAACGACGUCACAUCGCACAUUUUUUACAGUACUAGGCUAGAUGCUUCAUGCUAAAAUGAGAUGAAAUUGAAGAUUGCGACAGAAACAGAGUUUUUUGUUUUACGGCAGAAAAAAUGUUUGAAUUUCAGAAAUUUGUAGUGUUAGGAAUCUUAACCUUUUUAGUCUCGUCUUCAUCAUGGCUACCGAUUUCAGAGGGAGCAAAGAAGCCAGUGGGCGUGGCAAGAAAAGAAGACAUCCCAUAUAUUAAAUGUCAGGUCUGUGAGAAGCUGGCAAGUCAGCUAUACCACCAAGUUCUCAGCAAACAAUCCGAGAUCUCACCCAAUAAGAUUUCAGAGUAUCAGAUAAUAGAGCUUUCAGAGAAUGUCUGCAAUCUGAAGAAGCAGGAAGCUGAUUGGAUUCUCAAAAUUGAUAUUGUAGAACAGGGAGAUAGGUUAGAGCUUGUUGAACAAGAUGCAGAAGGACAAUGUAAUUCAGAGUGCAAAACUAUUGAACAUGCAUGUCAAGAGGUUAUGGGCUUCUCUGACACCGACGUUGCAGAAUAUAUAUACACACACAAACCCAAUCUUGAUUCUCUGGUUAAUUUCCUCUGCAAGGACUUGACCAAAGCAUGUCGUAAGAAGCCACCUCCAAUCCCCAAGGAUAGAACUCCAGGGGAACCAUUUGUUCCAAAAUCAUCAAAAGAAGCAGAAAUGGAAAAGCUGUUGAGAUCCAUGCAGGGCAUGCCAGGAGCGCCUGGAAUGAAAAUGUAUUCAAGGGAAGAUCUGAUGAACCAAAACAUAGGUGAUGAAGAUGCAGACGAAGACGAUGAUGACGAGGAUGACUUCCCAAAGAACUUAGGUAAAGCUCUUAAUAAAGGAAAAGAAACAAAGAAGAUAGAUUGGAAGGAGAAUGUCAUCAAAAGAUUUCAAGAAGCAAGCAAAACCGUGAAGAGACAUGCAAACACAGUCUCUUACAGGUUAAGGAAGUGGUGGAAAUCAAAGAAGGAAGAACUACAGAAGAGGUCGAAGUCCAGCGAGACUGAGCUGUAGUAGAGUGACUAGAGUUUGGCCAUCAAUGAUGUGAGAUGGAGAUAAAAAUGAACUGCAGGUGUAAUUAUUUCUAUAUUUUAUGUUUUCUGCUCAACAUAAAAUAUAGUCGGAGCAUUUUUUUUAACCUUUAUCCGGACAACUAUGCACAUUUCAAUGUUUUUCCUUCUAUCAAAUCACUUCAUUGUUCAGACAAUGGAAUUCAUUGUUGUGGUAAGAGCAAAUGAAUCUUUGUAAAUGUCUAAAAUCAAAAUAGAAGUGGAAGUACGACCUAUGAAGCAAUGAUUUAA